Ziziphus jujuba (common jujube) is the source of this 2378-nucleotide messenger RNA. Its product is annotated as disease resistance protein RPM1. NCBI's taxonomy places the organism in Eukaryota, Viridiplantae, Streptophyta, Magnoliopsida, Rosales, Rhamnaceae. The record is from RefSeq and is a predicted model, not a curated record. The transcript has 2 exons. Bases 686 to 2206 code for a protein of 506 amino acids.
ACUAUAUUAAUAGAAGCUCCCAAAUCAGGAGCCUGCAGGCCUCAGAUAUUAUUUUGUGUAGGCAAUCACAACAUGCCUAACUUUGUCUCUUUUUCAACAGAUUAAACAAAUUGAUAUUUGUUUAUCAUUAAGAAAUUAUUUAACUAUAGGCUGGGAAGAAACAAACAAGGUGGAAAACUAUUCUUUGAAAACUUCUAACAUAAAACACCAUAUUAAUAGAAGCUCCCAAAUAUAUUCCAAUCAAGAGAAAACUCAGUUUUCUGAUGAACCGAAAGAUAUCACUGAGAAGUCAGUAAAAUCAUUUCUGCAGAGAUUAGAUUAUCUGUUACUCAAAGAAAAGGAAGCCUUUGCUGGACUUGAAGAUCAAAUAGAAAGGGUAGUUAACAAACUUAGGGAGUUAGCAGGGUCCUCUGAUGAUGGUAGCAGUACAGAGGAGGAUGGUGGCAUUAGUACUUGGGAACAUGAACUGAGAGAUUUCAUUGAUGAUGUGGAAAUCGCAUAGAAGAGUUCAUCAUACAGAUAAAUAAGCAGCAAGGGUCGGAUAGGAUAACUUUGAGUAAUUCCUUCGGAGAUGAAAUACUGACAAUCGAAUCUUGCCUUGCUGAAACCAUCCAUAGAAUGACACAAGCCAUUAGUUCAACUGCUGUUCAAGGCAAGAUGGAAGAAACGAAUUCCCAAGGGUUGAAUGAAGAAUUGCCUACUCUACUGUUGCAUAUUCCCUGAGAGUUACUGGAUUGCAAAAGGGAAACUUAUUCGGCUAUUAGUAGCUGAAGAUCUGAUCAAUAAAAAAGCAGGUAAGGUAAUGGAGGAUAUAGCAGAAGAAAACAUAUAUGAAUUGGUCGACCAAAGAAUGCUGCAUAUUGCGAAUAAACAAGCAGGUGCUGGGACUAAAUUACAAGUCCCCUCUCCUUACCGAGAAUUCUGUCUUCACAGAAUAGAGGAAGGAAAUUUCAGAACUUCAUCUCUCAAUUCAGAGUCCAGUAAUCCUCAGCUGGCCCGUCGUGUUGUAACUAAUUCAGACCUGCCAGAGAUUGACAACCUCCCACUGCAAUCUUUGUUCCUGAUUGGUAAUCAAAAACCUUACGAAGAAAAAGAUUGUUGGUUAAAACUUAGUGGUACAAAAUUCUUAAGAGUGUUAGAUCUAGAAAAUACCAAAAUGGAAAGCCUACCCGAUGAAGUGCAAGACAUGAUACACCUGAGAUAUCUUGGCUUGAAACACACUGAAGUAACUGAGCUUCCAGCAGGAGUUGGCAAUUUAAUAGCCCUUCAAACUUUGGAUAUCAGAUGGUGUGGAAGGAUAGAAGCAUUGCCGAAAGAGGUGCUAAAUCUUGUGAAACUGAGGCACCUGAAAAUGUUCAAGAGCACAGGUUUUUGUGGAGUGAUGCUGCCCAAAGGUAUAGGAAGACUCACAAACCUCCUAACCCUCACUGGUAUAAAUGUCAGUGGUGGCAUUGCCAAAGAAUUAGGUAAACUAACACAACUCAGAAGGCUUGGAGUAGUGGAUGUGGCAGAAGACUGUAUAAGUGAUCUACUUUCCUCUAUGGCGAAUAUGCAGGGCCUUUUGAGCUUAUCUCUAGCAGCAAAACAUACCCACAACCAGGCAAAACUUGUACUUUUGGAGCCAUUCUCACCACCAUCAUUUCUGAGAAAGCUUCGGCUGGAAGGACUUCUAGAAAAGAUACCUAGUUGGUUUGGCUCAUUGGAAAAGUUGACGAACUUAAGAUUAGGUUUCUCUCAUCUGUCCGAGAACCCAGCAUUGGUACUUCAACUCCUACCAAACUUGAAAACUUUAACCCUAUGGCACGCUUAUGAUGCAAAACAAAUGGGGAAAGAGUUUUGUAAUGCUGGUGGGUUUCCCAAGCUUGAGGUUCUUAGCAUUGCUUCUCAUGUCCUGGAGGAGUGGACAGAUCUUGAAGAGGGAGCACUACCUAGCUUGAAAUACCUUAACUUGCAUAACUGUCUACAGCUGAGGAUGCUACCUGAAGGUUUGCAGUUUGUCACAACGCUGAGGGAGUUGCGUAUGCUGCCCUUGUUGGAUGAUCAUGCAGAACGGUUGAAACCUGGUGGCGGACAUGAAAAUUACAAGAUUAGACACAUUCCGCAGGUUUCCUUUAUUACUAUGUCUACACUGAGACAAAGAGUGACAUUAAAUUAUACAAGGUGUGGGGUCCAGAUAGGAAGGGGAGAGGCAGAAGGUGAAGCAUGAAGAAAAAGGUAACGAAAUUACUCAUUCGCACAUAUUGCAGACACAUUGGAAAAAUCACAUAAGCUAUUUUAAAUAAAUUUCUCUCUAUUGUAAAUUGUAAACAUAACUUCAAGAUAAAUCAUAUUCAAGUUGUUUUAAGGAUUCAUAAUGAUAUGUAUCAUCCUUUCUUUUA